Pseudopodoces humilis (Tibetan ground-tit) is the source of this 512-nucleotide messenger RNA. Lineage: Eukaryota; Metazoa; Chordata; Aves; Passeriformes; Paridae. The record is from RefSeq and is a predicted model, not a curated record.
CUAGGCACCUUCAGGGGGCUCGGGGACGUGGCUGCACAGGAGCCAUUGACACAGAUCAGCGUCCAGAGCUCCUGGGACGCCCUGCCUGGAUCCUUCUGCUCUGCUGGAGCUUGGCUGCUUGCUGCACAGGUGCCAUGGCCUUGCAGCCACCCCGUAUCACCAUCCUGCGGAUGCCAGCAGAGCUCCCCCGCCCAGGCGAGAGCGUGACUGUGUCGUGCGAGGCGUUGAGUGGGCUUCCAGAGUCGACGCUGCUUUACUGGCUGGAGAACGGCUUCUUCGUGGAGAGCCUGCACCCGGAUGGGGCUGUGCGUGAGGGGACAGUGCAAGAGGAGCUGCAGGCCUCGGGGCUGGCCCUGCACCGUGAUCUGCACUUCAGCUCCUUCGACAAGCAGCACCUGCACACCAACUUCACCUGCGUGGUGCUCAGUCCCCUCGGUGUCGACACCAGGGAGGUGCGAUGGCCAUCGCCAGCACUGGCCCCCGUCACUGGGAAGAGUGAGGGCCUGGGCUGA